Torulaspora globosa is the source of this 942-nucleotide messenger RNA. RefSeq names its product chalcone isomerase domain-containing protein. Lineage: Eukaryota; Fungi; Ascomycota; Saccharomycetes; Saccharomycetales; Saccharomycetaceae. The record is from RefSeq and is a predicted model, not a curated record. Bases 1 to 942 code for a protein of 313 amino acids. The transcript has a single exon. Gene Ontology annotation, molecular function: intramolecular lyase activity.
AUGUUUUCGAGGAAUAUCCUAAGACAAGCACCCUUGAAGGCAGGACGGUCCUUCAGCAUAUUCAACCCCAGUAUUAGGUAUGCCAGGAAACUAUCCUCCAGCAGGACUCAGGGGCAUCUCUCGAGAACAGCUAACAAGUACUCGAAUCUGGCGAUUGCGUUAGCCUUGGGAGGCUGUGGUAUCGUAGCGCUAGCUAAUCUGGGAAAGCUUCACAACGACGCCAAUGUCUGGGAUGAUGGCGAGGCUACUGUCAACGUCGAUAGUGCGGUGACUCCCUUUCCGGUCAGACUGGGACCGCCAAAGUUGCCUCUUUCCACCGAAUUCAGCAUGUUGGGCUAUGGCUUUAGAUCUGUGACAUUUAUUUCAUUCAAAGUGUAUGCAUUGGGCAUAUACAUUGCGGACCAGGAUAGACAUCUGGUUGCGGAUGUCCUCGAUUCCAAGUUCCUGACAACCGCCUUCAUAGACACUGACGCAUCCAGAUCACACAAGGAGAACGUCAAGCAGGCCCUAGACGACCCAGAGAAAUCGACGUUGUUGAUUGGAAAUCUCCUGGACAGCGGUGUGAGAAUGGCUGCCAAAUUGACACCGAUCAGAAAUACAGACUUCAAUCACCUGAGAGAUGGGUUCAUCAGAACGAUACUAAACCAUCCUGAAGCCAAGAAUAACCAAGAAGUGCUGUCUGCAGGGCUUGAUGAGCUGAAGCAGGCCUUCAGCGAAAAAGGCAGAAUCGCUAAGGAUGACGAUCUGGUGGUGGAACUGCAAGCCAACGGAGGACUGCAGUUCUUCUACUUCAACAGGAAGAAAGACCAAGUGACCACGAUGGGGCGUGUCCAAGAACCGCUUGUCGGUAAGUUGCUCUUCAGCCAAUAUAUGAGUGGUCCAAAGCCUUUGUCACCGAGUGCAAAGGAAUCAGUAGCAUCGCACCUCGCUGCGAUGGUAUGA